UAUAUAUAUAUAUAUAUAUGCUUGAGUUGUGUUUGUCGUUCUUGCUUCUGGCUGCUUGUGGAAUACAUUUCCCUCUUGUGCACCUGGACUCCUUUCUCUGGUUAGCGGGGCUGAGACACAUCGGUACAGUUGGUUUAUUUGGUCAUUGUGUCACUGAGUCUUCGUUCCGUUUGCAGAUUAAGUGAACUUUUAAUCUCUUCAAACAUAGCAGUUUCUGAGCUGGGAAUCUACAAAUAUCGUCAAAUAUAUGAUUCACCAGGUCAGAGUAUUGUUCCUCAAGAGCUUGCAGAAACCCAAUGCUCAUACACGAAGCACGUCGCAAAGUCACAAGCAACAUAGUCCUAUAUUUUGAAAGUGCCCUACACACACUCAGUCCUUAUUAGCACUUUUUCGUGGACUGAUAACUUGCCUAGAAACUGGUUCGUUCCUCACUAGUUUUUCACUUCGAUAGACACAGUCUCAUGUUAGCUGUUGACCAAAGUAGGUCCUUACUCCCUUCUUUCCGUCGAGAUUUAGGAGACAAUAUUUUCCAUUGGUUUGUAAUCGAUUUUAUCCAACUCUUCCAGGUGGGGUCUUCGUGUUUACCAGCCUGGUUUAAGCUCCAGGUAUCCUCAUUUCAUCUAACUACUUUCUUUAAAACAGCACCGCAUACAUAAUGGUUAAGAAUGGGACUUUCAUACCAAGGACUAUAAAAGAAUGGGUUUAUGAGAUCAUUUCAAGAAGACAAGACUCCACAAUCUCGGUCAUAUCAGGAGUCUCAGACAAAAAGUCUAUGGUACUGCUGUAUAAUAAGCCAAAGAGUGUCACGAAAUAAACAUCUGACAUUCUUUAUUGAGAUUACGUUAUAGGUCGACCUAUCAGACAGGUCAUGUAUUCAACGAUCCACUAAUUAAAUCCACAUGAUAAAGUAUACGUCUAGACUCGUAGUUCAUCAACAGAAAGUUUGACUUUUGACUCAAUUUAUUAGUUUACUGGGAAUAGUCAGAUAUAAAAAUUAUUAGCACCGCGACUUAGUGUUUGUAACAGUCAGUUUUCAACCCGUAAAUGUGUGGUCUCAACUCCAACCACUUAACUUUGGUUUUGACAGCCACACAUAAUGCUGCUCAAAUCUGAGUACUUGAUAACUAAGUCAAGUUAAAUUUAAUUUCUCCGAAUUACAAACCAAACCUGUCUAGGUAACUUCUUUACCCUUCACAGGUUUCGAUACAUACCUUGUGAUUGAAUAAACAAUUAUUUAUAUGUUCCAGUAAUCACAAUCCAUUAUUUGCUAAGUAAAAUACUACCAGCAAGAAACCAAACAAAAGAGUAAAGAUAAGGGCGAUGGUAUAGUAAAUUUCAAUCUCUUAUUUGAUCAAAAUUAUAAUAAUUAUGUAUAAUAAUUCUCUAUCUCUGUUCCCAUAUUACUUAAAAAGCGCUUGUGGCGUCUCUCGUAGCGUGACAAUAACUUUGGCCUAUCUGAUGACCAUAACAAAUAUGCCUCUACCAAAGCUCGUUAGAGCAGUUGUUGGUGCAAGACCAUGCGCUUGUCCGAAUAGUGGAUUUUUGGAGCAAUUGAUAGAGUAUGGCAAGUCUGGUGCUGCUGCAAAAGUUCGACGUGAACUAAUCGCAUGUUAUGGUGAAUGGCCAAAGGAAAAAAUGAAUGCUGAUAUUGCUGUACUAACAGAACUGCUACUCAAACCAGAGCAUACUACCUGUAUUGGCGCAAGUGGUGGUUUCACAUUGCCGGAUGAUAUUACAGAAUAUAAUGAUGAUGAUAAUGGUAACAACAAUCAACAAGGAUCUCUUAAUAAUCCCUUAAAUCAACAAAAUUCACAAAAAAAUAAUAUGAAACCGACUAGUUAUACAAUCUAUUCAAAUAAACCAUUACAUAUACAAAGAAUACUUGCAGAGAGUGAAGAUAAUAAUCCAGCAUCGUCAUCAUCAUCAGUAUAAAAUACAAUAUUAACGGAAAAUAAACUAAUUUUAUAAAUAACUACGGUUAUUCAAAUUUGAUAUUUGUUAUUUAUUGUCAAUAAUCACUUACCACUGAUAUAUGUGAUUAAAACUGAUGUAAACCGUCUGUAAAACAAUUACUUAUUCAAUCUUACUUUAAGUUUGUUCGCUAUUCCUUUAUUUUUGUUUUAUAGAUGUUCAAACAUGUACUCUUGUCGUUACUGAAUGGUGAUGGCCUUGUUGUACACAAUUAACACUCUAACCACACCUAAUAUAUAAAUGAACUUUUAGUUAGUUUUAUUGAACAACCCGUCUCUAGGCUUUCCUUUCUUUUUGGUUUCCCUUGCAUUUGAUAUUCAGUUGUUUUUUUCAUAGCCAUAAUGUAAAAAACAAAAGAAUCAAUGCUAUGAUGCACAUACUUUCUCUAUCGCACUUUUUAAAAUCAUAAUGCCUUUGAUAUAUAUCCGUUGAUUUUUACAAAUAUAUCUUAAUUACUGGUGAAUUGAACAAUCAUUUCUGUAAUAUUAAUGUGAAUAAUCUCAUUUUCUAAUGUAUUUUCCUUUUUGAAAACUUUCAUAUAGAAAAGCCCCUUCGGAUUUUCAUUAUCUGAAUGUGAUAAACCAAGCCCUUUUUAAAAUAUAUCAUGUUGUUCCAGUGAGUCGUAACCUGUUUAACAAGCAAUCAGAUGCCACUUUUCUGAUAUAUAUAAAGUAUCCCUAUUUUAACUUUAAAAAUACAACUUGAAUGGCG
Messenger RNA from Schistosoma bovis, 2682 nucleotides. The record is from the annotation of a GenBank genome assembly. Lineage: Eukaryota; Metazoa; Platyhelminthes; Trematoda; Strigeidida; Schistosomatidae.